This is a messenger RNA of Trifolium pratense (red clover), 2293 nucleotides long. Its product is annotated as U-box domain-containing protein 4-like. Gene Ontology annotation, molecular function: protein binding. The coding region runs from base 953 to 2005 and encodes 350 amino acids. Lineage: Eukaryota; Viridiplantae; Streptophyta; Magnoliopsida; Fabales; Fabaceae. The transcript is spliced from 2 exons. Gene Ontology annotation, cellular component: nucleus; cytoplasm. The record is from RefSeq and is a predicted model, not a curated record.
UUACAUUUAUUUUUAAUUUUUUGAGACUGAAUUAAUUUUUAUUUUAGAGCGGAUCAAAAGCUCAAUCCAUUAUAAACAUAAAGGUCCAAUCGACUAGGAAUCCGUCACUCCAAAAGGCCUGCAAUGUUGAAUUUCUAGAGCUUCUCUUAUCAUAAGGAUCGGAGGAAGUACUCCCUAACUUCGACGGUUUAUAAAUGCAUUAGAAGGGCAGCGGAUCUGAAGUGAGAUCAACCUAGAGCAUUCUCCAUGGAUCCUUCCUUUCACUAUAAAUAGAUGGUACAAACACGUAAUAGAUAAUGGUACACCUUUUUUAUUCCUAAAACCUUAGCUCCUUCUCAAUUAAACGCCUCGUUUGAUUUGGAGUGCUUACAAAUACAUGUCACUCCCACAUCUGUGGAGAUAAAGGGUUAUCCUAUUUGCUCAAAUAGUCAAGUCCAGUCAUCCUUCUCAAUUCACUUCGAAUCAUGAAUGAUAGACGGUUAAACAACAUGUUUAAAUUAAAGGUGUAAAAUUAACACUAAGUAAGAAUUGUAAAAAAAGAAAAAGAAGAUAGUAUGUACUUAAUUUUUCAAAAACAAUUACUCAAGUUAUGUUCAUUACAAUUAUUAUUUUUUGGUAUAAUGCUUUGCUAAUACUUCGUCAAAAGUUUACUAAGCCCUGUUAUAAAGAAGAAAAAAAGUUUACUAAGUCCUAAAAAAAAAAAAUAGAACGCUUCAUCGAAUAGCGAUCUUUCAACGCACGCGUUUAAAGAGAGCUCUCGCACGUGCUUGCAGUUAACCAAGUAACACGUGUCAACCCCACACCACAAAACUUAGAUACACAUGUAAAAAUGUUAUCUCCCUCUCUCCAAUAUAUAUAUUCUCCAUUUGCACCCACCUUCCAUCUCCAAAACCUUACUCCGAACCUCCAACUCGAAUCUAAUUCCUAACCUAACAUAAACACCGUUACAAUUAUGGGAACGGAAAGUUACACUUACAUGGGACGGAGUUUUAACGAAUUCACCAUCAACGAUGAUUCUACUUCUUCAGCUUUCAGCGACUGUAACAGUGACAGAUCCGGCGAAUUCGCCACCACUUCUUCUCAAUCCAGACGACUCCUUAUUUCCUGUGCUUCCGAAAAUUCAGAUGAUCUUAUCCGUCAACUUGUUUCCGAUCUUCAUUCCGAUUCAAUCGAAGAACAAAAACAAGCCGCCAUGGAAAUUCGGUUACUCGCCAAAAAUAAACCGGAAAAUCGAAUCAGAAUCGCUAAAGCUGGCGCAAUUAAACCUUUAAUUUCACUCGUUUCUUCACAAGACCUUCAACUUCAAGAAUAUGGUGUAACUGCGAUUUUGAAUCUCUCUUUAUGUGACGAGAAUAAAGAGUUAAUAGCUUCUUCAGGAGCGAUUAAGCCACUAGUUAGAGCGUUAAACUCAGGAACUUCAACUGCGAAAGAGAACGCAGCGUGUGCGUUGCUUCGUUUAUCUCAAGUCGAAGAGAACAAAUCAGCUAUUGGAAGAUCUGGUGCCAUUCCGUUAUUAGUGAACCUUCUAGGAAGCGGAGGAAUCCGCGGCAAGAAAGACGCGUCGACGGCGCUGUACACACUGUGUACAGUGAAGGAGAAUAAGAUGAGAGCGGUGAAAGCGGGGAUUAUGAAGGUUUUGGUUGAAUUAAUGGCGGAUUUUGAAUCGAAUAUGGUGGAUAAAUCAGCGUAUGUUGUUAGUGUAUUGGUGUCGGUGCCGGAAGCAAAGACGGCGCUGGUGGAUGAAGGUGGCGUUCCGGUGUUGGUGGAAAUAGUUGAAGUUGGAUCGCAGAGACAGAAAGAAAUCGCGGCGGUUAUUCUGUUACAGCUUUGUGAAGAUAACGUGGCUUAUCGAUCCAUGGUGGCUCGCGAAGGUGCGAUUCCACCUUUGGUUGCUUUGACUCAAUCGGGCACCAAUCGCGCAAAACAAAAGGCUGAGAAACUAAUUGAGCUUCUGAGGCAACCAAGAUCUACACGUACUACAUCAGAAAUUACACAUGAACCCUAGUAAUUAUGGUGCUAGAUGACAAUCCCGCACGUGUGUGUUUAUUUAGGUGUGUAAACAUCUCGGUCAAAAACACAAUGAAUUGGUUCUCCAAGAGAGACAGAAAGAGAGGGAUCAAGUUUGUAAAUAUCUUCUUAACGGAGAAGCUUUGUAAAGUUUGUGGUGUAAAUCAUACGAGUUUGAGAGUUUGGUUUGCUUUUUUGGCCUUUAAAGAAUAAAUAAUGCUACUUUAUAUCCGCAAAAAAGAAAAGAAUAAAAUGCUAUUGGCCUCUUUUUUUUCUUUUUUUAUUA